UUCAUCAGAAUGCGAAUACUCUCAAGCUUUGAAUCUGGAAGGAGAAAUGUUUGUCUGUUCUGUCUGCUUCAAAAGAUUUUAAACAUUAUUGUGACUGGAAAAGCACCAAGACAAACACACCUGAGUGAGAGUCUUCCAGUGCACUGACUGUGGAAAGUUAAACAGCCUGAAAAAACAUCACAGUGCAGAGAGACUAUAUAAGUAUUCCGUGUGUGUUCGAGGCUUCAACUGAUUGUCAAACCUUGAGAUUCACAAGGACAACCGCACGAUGGAGAAACCAUGGAAAUGUGGAGACUGUGGGAAGCGCUACCGAUUCCCGUCUGAACUGGAAAUUCAUCUUCGCAUUCACACUGGGGAGAGGCCUUUCACCUGCUCCGAAUGUGGGAAGGGAUUCACUGGGUCAUCCCACCUGCUGACACACCAGCGGGUUCACACCGGGGAGAGACCAUUCACCUGUCCUGAGUGUGGGAAGGGAUUCACUCAGUCACCCAACCUACUGACACACCAGCGAAUCCACACUGGGGAGAGGCCGUUCACCUGUUCUGUGUGUGGGAACAAAUUCAGUCAGUUAUCCAGCCUGCAGACACACCAGCGAAUUCACACUGGGGAGAGGCCAUUCACCUGCUCUGCGUGUGGGAAAGAAUUCACUCAGUUAUCCAGCCUGCAGAAACACCAGAGAAUUCAUGCUGCGGAGGGGCCAUUCACCUGCUCUGUGUGUGGGAAGGGAUUUGUUCAUUUAUCCAGCCUGCGGAGACACCAGCGAGUUCAUGAGUGAUGCCAGGGGUUG
Molecule: messenger RNA, 787 nt
Organism: Carcharodon carcharias (great white shark)
Lineage: Eukaryota; Metazoa; Chordata; Chondrichthyes; Lamniformes; Lamnidae
Product: zinc finger protein 664-like
Exons: 1
Coding region: 269-775 (168 amino acids)
Source: RefSeq, a predicted model, not a curated record